AUGUCGAGCCUAACCAUCUCCCUCACUGCCCCCAACGGCCGCAAAUACGACCAACCAACCGGCCUCUUCAUCAACAACGAAUGGGUCGCCAGCAGCAAAUCCAACAAGAUCACCUCCAUAAACCCGACCGACGAGUCCGAGAUCGCUUCCGUCCAUGCCGCCGAACCAGAAGAUGUCGACAAAGCUGUCGCAGCUGCUCGGGCUGCUUUCAACGACCCAUCAUGGCGCGACAUGGCUUCGUCGGAUCGAGGAGAUUUGAUGUAUAAGCUCAGUCAGCUGGUGGAGGCCAAUAAAGAGUUGCUCGCCACGAUCGAGACGUGGGAUAAUGGCAAGCCGUAUCAGGUUGCUUUGAACGAGGAUUUGGCCGAGGUGGCUGGAUGCUUGAAGUAUUAUGCGGGUUAUGCGGAUAAGAUUCACGGGCAGGUCAUCGAUACCACGCCAGCGAAGUUGGCGUACACCAUUCGGGAGCCUGUUGGUGUUUGUGGACAGAUCAUCCCAUGGAACUACCCCCUAGCAAUGGCAGCCUGGAAACUCGGUCCUGCUCUUGCAUGCGGCAACACCGUCGUCAUCAAAGCCGCCGAACAAACGCCCCUCUCCAUCCUGGUCUUCGCCAACCUCAUCAAGGAAGCCGGUUUCCCUCCAGGUGUCGUCAACGUGAUCAACGGACACGGCCGAGUAGCCGGUGCAGCCAUGGCUCAACACAUGGACAUUGACAAGGUCGCCUUCACAGGUAGUACUGCGACAGGCAAGGAGAUCAUGAAGAUGGCUAGCGUAAAUAUGAAGAACAUCACCCUCGAAACCGGCGGCAAAUCCCCUCUCAUCGUCUUCGACGACGCUGAUCUGGAGCAAGCUGUCCGGUGGAGUCACGUGGGUAUCAUGUCAAAUAUGGGCCAAAUCUGCACAGCCACCUCCCGCAUCCUCGUCCAAGAAACCAUCUACGACAAAUUCGUCGAAGCCUUCAAGAAACAAGUCUCCGAAGUCAGCAAAGUCGGCGACCCCUUCUCCGACGAGACCUUCCAGGGCCCUCAGGUGACGAAAGCCCAAUACGACCGCGUCCUCUCCUACAUCGAAGCGGGGAAACAAGACGGCGCCACCCUCGCCCUCGGCGGCGAAGCCUACAAGAACGUCGGCGACGGCAAAGGCUUCUUUGUCACCCCGACCGUCUUCACGCACGUCAAGAGCUCCAUGCGAGUCUUCCGGGAAGAAGUCUUCGGCCCUUUCGUCGUGGUGGUAUCCUUCAAAGACGAGGCGGAGGCGCUGAAGCAGGCGAACGAUACGACGUACGGACUCGGCUCGGCGAUUUUCACCAAAGAUAUCGUGAAGGCGCAUCGGGUGGCGAGGAAAAUCGAGGCAGGGAUGGUCUGGAUAAAUAGUAGUCAGGAUAGUGAUUUCCGGAUUCCGUUUGGCGGGGUGAAGCAGAGUGGGAUUGGGAGGGAGUUGGGGGAGGCGGGGUUGGCGGCUUAUAGUAAUACUAAGGCUGUGCAUGUUAAUUUGGGGACGUGGUUGUAA
Recurvomyces mirabilis is the source of this 1509-nucleotide messenger RNA. It is a transcript of the gene ALD2, whose product is annotated as mitochondrial aldehyde dehydrogenase. Gene Ontology annotation, biological process: polyamine catabolic process. The coding region runs from base 1 to 1509 and encodes 502 amino acids. Gene Ontology annotation, molecular function: aldehyde dehydrogenase (NAD+) activity. The transcript is spliced from 3 exons. The record is from RefSeq and is a predicted model, not a curated record. NCBI's taxonomy places the organism in Eukaryota, Fungi, Ascomycota, Dothideomycetes, Mycosphaerellales, Teratosphaeriaceae.